AUGGCCAACUCUGCCUGGGUGCGCUCAGCCAUCAAACCCGAGUACAUCGAGGCAAUCAAGAAGGACUUUGAAGCUGAGGCUUUGCCUUUAACGGAUCCGGAUCCAGCACCUAUCAACAAAUGGGUGAGUGAGAGGACUUCGGGUCUCAUUCCGGAGCUCUUCUCGGGGCCCUUGGACCCCCUGACGGUGCUGGUGCUGGUGAAUACCAUCUUCUUCAAAGGAUCUUGGGCGACGGUCUUUGACUCGGCCAACACCAAAAGCGGCGAAUUCCGUGGCUUUGCGUCGAAGAUGCCCUGCGACAUGAUGUGGAAGAAAGAAAAGAAGCUUGGCUAUACUGACAUGCCUGGCUAUCAAGCAGUGCAACUGCCCUACAGCGACAAGUCCACCUUUGCCACAGUGAUCCUUCCAAAGGAGGAAGGGCCUGCAGGUCUUGAAAAGUUGGUGGAGGACUUUGAUUGGAAACAGCUCUUGGGCUUCAUGGAGCCGAGCGAGGUGGAGCUCCGGCUACCCCGCUUCAAGGUCAGCGCUGGAGGCUCCAUGUCAGAUGCCUUGAAGGCCCUGGGUAUCAAGGAAGCGUUCGAGAGCAAGAACGGAUUCCUGAGAAUGUCUGAUGAUCCAUUGGUUUACUUGAAUGAUGUGGUGCACAAGGCCACCGUUUUGGUCAACGAGGAGGGCACCGUGGCGGCCGCUGCCACCGGUGCUGUGAUGGCCACGCGCUGCCUGCCGCCACCGGCAAUGAAGGUGACGGUGGACAGACCCUUCCUCUUCGGGAUCAGCGACGCAGAUGGCUCCCUGCUUUUCAUUGGAAAGGUGGUGGUCCCGGAGCUUACGGGCAUUGACGCGAGCCUCAAAGGAGGCUACAAGGCCUAG
Durusdinium trenchii is the source of this 870-nucleotide messenger RNA. Lineage: Eukaryota; Dinophyceae; Suessiales; Symbiodiniaceae. The record is from the annotation of a GenBank genome assembly.